AUGAUGUUGGGAGACCUUGGUGCAAAUGUAAUAAAAGUGGAAAGUUUCGAUGGAGACGAAGCUAGAAAGUGGGGUCCACCAUUUACGAAAGGGAAUGAUUCAUACUAUUUUUUAUCUGUGAACAGAGGCAAAAAGAGUAUUUGCAUUGAUUUAAAGACUACACAAGGUAAACAAAUUAUUUAUGACCUAGCUAGGAAGUGUGAUGUCCUGGUUGAAAACUUUCUACCGGGAAAGCUAGAUAAACUAGAUGUUGGAUAUAAGAAGCUAAGCACUGUGAAUCCAAAACUAAUAUAUUGUGCUGUCACCGGUUUUGGUUCAACUGGACCAUAUGCGAUGAAACCUGGUUAUGAUGUUAUUGCUGCUGCAAUGGGUGGCCUGUUAAACUGUACUGGUGAAAAGAAUGGAAGACCAGCUAAAGUCGGUGUAGCCAUCACUGACGUGACAACAGGCUUACACGCAUUUGGUGCUAUUAUGACAGCUUUGUACUAUAGGAAAAACACAGGGAAAGGACAAAAAAUUGAUUGUAACCUGUUAUCCACACAAAUAUCUAGUAUGAUUAAUGUUGCAAAUAAUUAUUUAAAUUGCGGUAUAGAGGGCCAACGUUGGGGUACAGCGCAUGCAAAUCUAGUGCCAUAUCAAGCCUUUCAAACUAGUGACGGAGAAAUUGUUAUUGGGGCAGGAUCAAAUGCGCAAUUUGCUGAUUUAUGUAGAAUUAUUAAACGGCAAGAUUUAAUUGAUGACGAGAGGUUUAAAGACAAUUCGGCUCGCGUGCAACAUCGCGAAGAAAUUGUUCAAAUUAUAAGCGAAAUUAUCAAAACAAAAUCGAAAAGGGAAUGGUCUGAAUUGUUUAGGAAUGCGUCGUUUCCUAAUGGACCAGUUAACACCAUGAAGGAUGUAUUCGAGGAUAAACAUGUCAGGGAGAUUCGGCUAGUGAAGGAAUUAGAACAUCCGGAGGCGGGGAAGAUCAAAAUGGUUGGUCCACCGACUGUUUACUCAGAGGGGGUCAAUGAUGAGCCAGUUGAACGCGUGGCGGUGAUCACUCUACGCCCGACUAAGAAGCAGCAACAGAAAAAGGUCGUCUGGACUGAAGACACGGUAGACAAUGAGCAUAUGAACAAGAAGAAGUCAAAAUGCUGUUGCAUAUACGAGAAGCCGCGCCGCUUCGGCGAAUCCGAUUCCGAAGACAGCGACGACGAAUGCGAGCACUGCUUCGGACACGUCGAGAAGAAACACGCGAAGCACAAGGAACCAAACACUUCGCAAGUUGAGGUAACAACAGAACAAACAGCGACAGUGACGCUAAAUCCAUCGGAGUCAGCGCCGGCGCCGGCACCGCCAGAUAGGCCUACCACUGAUACUGAUUAUCGAUUUUAA
Leptosia nina is the source of this 1374-nucleotide messenger RNA. Lineage: Eukaryota; Metazoa; Arthropoda; Insecta; Lepidoptera; Pieridae. The record is from the annotation of a GenBank genome assembly.